Acanthaster planci (crown-of-thorns starfish) is the source of this 1183-nucleotide messenger RNA. Its product is annotated as histone-lysine N-methyltransferase SETMAR-like. Gene Ontology annotation, cellular component: nucleus. Gene Ontology annotation, molecular function: histone methyltransferase activity; zinc ion binding; protein binding. The record is from RefSeq and is a predicted model, not a curated record. NCBI's taxonomy places the organism in Eukaryota, Metazoa, Echinodermata, Asteroidea, Valvatida, Acanthasteridae.
GGAAAUCGCUGUCCUGGAACAAUGAACUUUAACCCUAACCCCUUUGGGUGUAUGUAAAGUAAUAUUGACAUUGGAGGAUUUGGGACUUUUAGGGCUAUAGCUAGGAUAAGGAAACAAAAUUUCAUGUAAAUUGUAAUUUAUUGGCUGUUUACUUCGCUGCACGGUGCCCAGACGUCAUGCAAUCAAAUAAGGGAAAAGUUGAAAAGGCACCAAGCUGUUUACACAGAGAUGAGUCACAUUUGCCCAAUCCUCAACAUGCUCAAGCCACUGCUAAAAUUCUACUCUCUCGCGACUCUGCUCACAAUUCGGUGAACAUCUUUAGAACAUGAAUCACCUAAUAUCACCACAGAGUACCGACAAUGUUAUCUUACCAGCAGAGAUCAAUUUUAAGUAUACACCGACACAUGUCCCUGGGCCAGGAUUGGAUAAACACCCGAGCGAAAUCAUCUACGAAGGAUGCAACUGUGUCGCACCAUCGUGUACACUGCAGUGCCCUUGCAUCACCCGACAUGGCGCGAACUACGACAACGCAGGGCAUUUCAUCAAGGGCCCGAGUACAACCGAGUCUCAGCCGGUGUUUGAGUGCAACGCCAGCUGCAAAUGUGGCCCUGAAUGCAUCAACAGAGUGAUACAGAACGGCCCACUAUUCCCACUCCACGUCUUCACCACAGCAAGAAAAGGUUACGGACUGCAGUCACCGGUUCCCAUACCCAAGGACAGAUUUGUGUGCGAAUAUGCAGGGGAGGUUCUGACGCUCAAGGAGGCACAGAAGAGAACCGGUGAAAUGAAGCCGCAGGAUUUGAACUUUAUAAUGGUUGUGAGGGAGUCAUUGGCCAGUGGGGCAGUGAUCACAACUCCAAUUGAUCUGACCCACAUUGGUAACAUUGGCCGGUUUAUUAAUCACUCCUGCCAGCCCAAUUUGUAUCUGGUUACUGUCAGAGUUGACAAUGACAUACCCAGAGUGGCCAUGUUUGCCAGGAGGGAUAUCGAUGCCCACAAAGAAUUGACAUACAGCUAUUGGGGCGAUCAUGCACCACAAGCAGCUAGCGAUGAGACACAUGAGGGCCAACAGUCGGAGUGUUUCUGCGACAGUGAAAAUUGUGUGGGGUUCUUGCCAUGCAGUGGUGGGAUUUAUGAAACCGGAAUGUGAUGAAGGGAUUGAUUUAAUCCACAACGAACUUAU